Zophobas morio is the source of this 1169-nucleotide messenger RNA. RefSeq names its product protein ERGIC-53-like. Lineage: Eukaryota; Metazoa; Arthropoda; Insecta; Coleoptera; Tenebrionidae. Gene Ontology annotation, biological process: endoplasmic reticulum to Golgi vesicle-mediated transport. The transcript has 12 exons. Gene Ontology annotation, cellular component: Golgi membrane; endoplasmic reticulum membrane; endoplasmic reticulum-Golgi intermediate compartment. The record is from RefSeq and is a predicted model, not a curated record. Bases 21 to 1169 code for a protein of 382 amino acids. Gene Ontology annotation, molecular function: D-mannose binding.
UACGCUUUAUUAUAAAUACUAUGAUUUUUGUUCUUUUGAAGUUUUGUAGUGCGCAAGACACUCUUUCGGCGUCAACAAGUAAACGCUAUUCCGAACAUUUAAGUUUACUUGGGCCUUUUAAGGAGGGACAGAUACUUGAACAGUGGGAACUUUCUGAAAGAGCAUCUCUUAAACCAGAUAGUGUUAGGAUUGUCCCUGCGCUACCGCAAUCUAGUGGACAAAUUUGGAAUAGAAAUCCCGUAUAUUAUCAAGAUUGGCAGGUUGUGUUUAAGGUCAGAAUUACUGGUACAAAAGAUCUCGGAGCUGACGGUAUCGCAUUUUGGUACACCUCCUUGAAACAAGAGCCGGGCCCUGUUUACGGCAGUGCUGAUCAUUGGAAAGGUCUUGGCGUCUUCUUGGAUACUUUCAACAACGACGGAAGGGGCCCCCCCUCUGUUAUUCUUGCUGUUGUCAAUGACGGAACGCUUUCUUAUAAACACGGUGAAGAUGGUUUUGGGCAAAGCAUAGGAAGCUGCUCUGCGCGCCUUCGGAACACAGUAGAGCCCGUCGAGGUCACCGUGCAAUACUCGAAUAAAAUCUUAACGGUUUCGACGUUGGAUCCAAAAACGCAACAGGCAAAAGUCUGUUUUCCUCCUCAACCUGUACAGCUGCCGAUCAAAGGCCACUUUGGCUUUACUUCUUCUACAGGAGCGCUUUUUGACAAUCACGACUUGAUAUCGGUGGAAACAUUUCAUCUCACGUCGUUUAAAGGAAACGAAGAAAUGAGCAUAAAGCAAAGAGAAGGUAGUUCUCUUCUUCAGAAGGCGCAGAACUCGCAGCUGCAGAUGGCGCAGUCCAUUGAAAAUCUUGAAAGUUCCGUAAGAAGUUCACUUGAGCUGUACAGAAACCAACAGGAAAGGCACCAUUCAGAGAGACUUCAAAAAAUUCUUCUUUUGCUACAGAAAACUAUACGGGAACAGAAAGCUCAAGAUGAUAAGGCCUCAUUGAAAACUUUUAAGAGCCUGCACAAGCAAGUCAAUUCCUUUUCAACAAGCUUAAGUGAAUUCAGAAGUUUACUUUGGGACCGGCUUUUAGGCAUAAAAAAAAUUUCCGCAAAUUAUUCAAAAAGAAAAAAAAAUUUUCUUAAUCUUAGUUUUGUAAGUCUAAUCUUAAUAGGAGGUAUGGAUUGA